Molecule: messenger RNA, 10806 nt
Organism: Gigantopelta aegis
Lineage: Eukaryota; Metazoa; Mollusca; Gastropoda; Neomphalida; Peltospiridae
Product: target of Myb protein 1-like
Exons: 17
Coding region: 6-1607 (533 amino acids)
Biological process (GO): signal transduction
Cellular component (GO): membrane; endosome
Molecular function (GO): ubiquitin binding; phosphatidylinositol binding; clathrin binding
Source: RefSeq, a predicted model, not a curated record
UAAAAAUGGCGACCUUCUUUGGACACGGAAAUCCAUUAUCAACAACAGUGGGUCAACUUAUAGAAAAAGCCACAGAUGGAACGCAGCCGUCAGAAAACUGGGCUCUGUUUAUGGAAGUUUGUGAUGUCAUAAAUGAAACUGAUGAAGGACCCAAGGAUGCUAUCAAGGCCAUCCGGAAACGUCUGCAGCAGAAUGCUGGCAAGAACUCCACAGCUGUUAUGUACACUCUCACACAACUGGAAACCUGUGUUAAGAACUGCGGUCAGCGUUUCCAUGUUCAUGUCUUGAAUAAAGACUUCCUUCAUGAACUAAUCAAAAUCAUUGGUCCAAAAAAUGACCCACCACAGAUUGUACAGGAAAAAAUCCUUAGCUUAAUUCAGACAUGGGCUGAAGCAUUUAAAGGAUUACCGGAAUAUAAAGAAGUGGAAAAGGUUUACACUGAACUGAAAACAAAGGGCAUUGAAUUCCCCAUGACGGAUCUUGAUCACAUGGCACCAAUUCACACACCAGCUAGGAGUGUACCCGGAACUGAAGCACAAAACCGACCUUCACCUCAGCACAGAGUAGUAAGUGGUGGUCCGAUGGUGCCACCUGGUGGUAUGCCAGUACAAGGAACCGUAACGCCGACUACGGAACAACAAGGCAAGCUGCAGAGAGAUCUGGAACUCGUAUCCGGAAACGUGAGAGUGAUGUCUGAAAUGUUAACUGAACUCAACCCUAACAGUGUCGACACGUCAGAUCUCGAACUCCUACAGGAACUGAACAGAACAUGCAGACAAAUGCAGUCGAGAAUUGUUGAUCUUCUAAGUCAUGUUGGCACAGAAGAAGUCACAAAUGAACUGUUGCGAGUAAAUGAUGACCUGAAUAAUGUGUUCUUGCGGUAUGAAAGGUUUGAGCGGUACAGAACGGGGCAAGUCGGUACUCCCGACCAGGCCCCUGUCUCCCAUCCAGUUCCGUCUACUGACCACUUGCCUCCAUCGUAUGACCAGGUUGUGUCCUCCACUGAUGAUGGAGGAAUGUUGGAAGCGUCUAGUAAUCCGAAUGUGGGUAACCUGAUAGAUCUCGGGGAAGAUCAGAAUGCUUUGACUAACGUGGCUGCACAGUUUGCAGACUUGAAUGUUGGAGCUGUCAACAAUACUUUAGGAACAACAGAUGCUACAAGGAAUGCAGCACCCCCUCCUAGACAGGACGAGGAAUUUGACAUGUUCGCACAGUCUCGACAGUCAUUUGAUCAGAACAGAAAAGCUGCUGGUGAGGGAACGUACACGAACCAACAAGAAGACCAGGUGAAUGCGGCACUGGGAACCGCUGUCAACACACGUGCACAAGGGGAAACAUUAAAAGACUCAGAGGUGCUUCAGUUGCAAGAUAAAGAAACAGAUUAUGAUGAAAUGGAAGCCUGGCUGUCAUCACAGAAGAAAAAGACUGAAGCAGGUGGAGAGACUGUUUCUAGCUCAGAAUUUGAUAAGUUUCUCGCUGAACGUGCUGCCGCGGCCGAGGAACUGACGACGAUCCCCGCGGCGACCGGACCACAGCCACCUCGGACGCAGCGCAGCAACCGGCAGAUGGGGAAAGACGAAGAGGAAAAUCCACUGUUUGCGUUGUGAACAUUUGUACCCUUGCCUGUGUAUGAUACAUGUAUAAAAUUAUCAUAGUGGUCACUUUAUGCAGAUCUCUUUGAGUUCUCUUGUUGAAACAGGAUGUAUGAGGAUGUUUGUUUUUGACUCGCCUAUUUUUACGAAGUAAAAAGCUGAGAUACAGGUAUUAUUUUUCCGAUGGCGUAGGAGAGAGCGUCAACUUUUGCAUUAAAAUUAUACGUUUAGAUACAGGCCCUAAUCUUGCCGGUGAAAUGAGAGUUAUUUUCGCCGAAAAUUGGCUCAAGUCACCAAGUUAUUAGCAGUAGUGAGAAGUUGAAGUCGCCGUAAUUUUCUGGACUUAAUCCGAUUUCAAAAACGAAAUUGCACAACAGACGUCAAGACCUCGAUUUGUUUAUUGUCAUAGCUCACUUGGCACCUUGUCGCCGUAUGUCGGACAGUGUUUUUACUUUGGUGCCAGACUGUAUUCUCGAGUAACCGGAACUGGCCUAUUAACGGGAAAUGGUUUAUACACAUGCGCACUGGAAUGUUUUACCUUGUUCAAUUUAUUAUCAAAAUCAACCAACAAAUGUUAUUACUAAUGCCAGUUUCUGCUGUGAAGAGAUCAAAUACAUUCUUCAGAUACAUCAUUCACCCGUAAACCGUGUUAUUGUUUCUCAAAGCAAUGCUUGUCACGCCACAUGUUGUGACCAGUCGAGCGUUCUUAAUCCUCGACCACAUUCAUUUCAGUAAUGCCACAAAAUACUGAUUAAUACUACAAUUUCAACAUACCGGCACAGUAUCAGCUACUUAAUAAUAACACAUUUUUAAUAAAACAUACAACUGUCUACUGGAAGUAGUAUUUUACGAUUAGAACCGAGUGUAAAAUUCAGAAUUUUUCCCAUUGAACACGGAAACUGGCGAAACAUUACGAAAUGUACAAAAAACCAGUUCACUUCAUCUAUUUUUAUCAAACCUCUCCCCUUUCGUCUGGAAAGGGAGAAGUCACUUCUAGUUUUUCAAAUCUAGAUUAGGGCCUGUAGAUCAGUUUCUCAUGAACUAUAAGUUCUAGGUCAUUGAAACUUGGUUUAUAAUUUCACCUAUGGAUUAAACGUUUUUUAUGGUAGGCGAGACAUUUAAUUUCGCAGAAUUCUUGUUUCUUAAAAUUCUUUUGUGACUGUAGAUCCACCUGAUGAGGCCAUCUUGUUUGGUGGUGAAUACAAUAGUGUGUUAUAUUUGGUGUUAUACACUUUAAAAUAGAUGGAACAUUUUCAUUAAAUGUAUGUUUUUUUUUUUUUUACAAGCCACCACACAUUAUGGCCAGUAAUGAAGUAAAACUGUGUUUCGAAAUUAGUUAUAUAUGUAGAUAUAAUACAAUGCAUUGUUAUAUGCAUAUUAUACAGUUUGCACUUACAGUUGAAUAUUAUACAGUCCAUGGUUACAUGUGGUUACACCUACAUGCAUAAGCAUCUAUAAACUGCUGUGAAAAACAAUAUUCUCUUGUCAUGCAGUUUUUGAAAAAGGAAUCCUGUAAUUUUCAUUCAGUAAUUCAGGGUUUCUGCCAGAGGGUAAAAUGGGUAUGGCACCAUACCAAAAUAUUUUUGCAGAUUUUAUUUUUUUUAAGUUAAUGUUUUGACAAAAUUAAAAACUCUUUAUCAUUACUGUAUGAUUUUCUUAACCCUAACCCUAAAAUUAACGCAUUUUCGUUUUGUCGACUGUGUUUGCAUUCAGCACACACAUUGUAAAUAUUCAUAUCCGUAAUGCCAUACCCAAAAAUUUCUUUCUAGCAGAAACACUGCAGUAUAUAGUGAGAGAAUAUUUCAUGUUUCUUUUUUGUUUUUUUUCUUUAAAUAGAAUUUACUUUUCUUAGAGUGAAGUAUGCAAAUUGAGAUAUACAUGUGCAUUUAACAAAAAACAUGACAUUUUUCAUUUCUUGUAAAUAACUGAUAAUUUUACCUUUAUACCAGAAAAACAUUGAGCAGUUAGUGUAAACCAUAUAACCGACCAAUGGCGUAAUUUUUUUGUGAAGUGGAUAAAACAGUUUUGAGACUCACUAGUAACUGAUAGCAAUAUUAUUUCACACACGUUCAGAUUUUCAACAAAAUCUUCAGACAGGGCCACACUUACAGUGUAUUUAUAAAAGUUGCCCAAGAUCUGUAUUGACUUUUAGUCUUUAUAUCCAGGUUAAAUAUGCUUUGUAUACUUAACCCCUUUGUCCACUGUGAACAGGAUAACUUCAAAAGGAUUGAUAAGAAAAAAACCUAUGUUAAAGGGUUAAAAGACAUGUAAUUGGUACCCAAGGUAUAGCUGAGAUGACUGCAGUGUGAAAAAAUGUUUGACUGAUGACCUUAUGGAAUUUAAUACUUAAAUGUAUGAUCCUAAGUUAUACAUAAAUUUGCAUGUUACGUUUAAUAAUUGUUUAUUUUUAAUAUUAAGCAUGUUUUCAGACACAUUUGUAUUUAAAAAAAAAAUCUUUUUUUUGUUUGUUAAUGUAUUACAUGUAAAUGAUUGAUAAAUUUAAGCAUUUACAUGAAGUCGUUUUCAAAAAAAAGAAUUAAGUAAAGAAAGAAAAAUAUAGACGGUUGCUUUAUUAACCCCAAGAAUGCUGUAUAUGAAGAGAAAGAUUUAGUUUUGUGUCAGUCUGUUUAUUAAAACUGUGUAUUGAUCAUUAACCCAGGCUGAAUGUAUUGUACACUUGUAUGUAAAUAGGAAUACAAUUUAUACAGUUGUAUUAUAUAUAUAUAUAUAUUUGCCUUAAAAUUGUAAACAUUUAGAAAAUUAUGCUGAUGUUAUUUUUAUUUUUUUCAUCUUUGAUUUUGCUUUUCCCUAGUUUUUAUUCAACGUUUGACUCUGGCUUAAAACUUAUCAUUCAUUCUCUCGUGUCAAAGCAAAGGUAGUCAACGUCAAUCACAAAUAUAAUGGUCAAGUUAUUUUUAGUCAUGUUUGAAUUAAUUUAAGUUUUUAUAUCUUGAGUUGUUAAUUAUUUAAUUUUUAUUAUUAAACUCAACAUAAAGGGACUGAUGUUUGACAAAACAUCCUUGACUAAUGACUGGUAACACAGCAUUUAAAUCACAAAACUGUUGCUUCAUGAUGGAAUUCAUCUGUACUGUAUUUUUAGGCACUUAGAACUAGGUAGAACAACUGUGGUGGAAGCAGGGAGGGGUAGGAGGCAAUGGUUCAAGAUAGUUGAAAUGUUACUUUAUAAUAUAUACUCAACAAAAUGCAUUACGGACAAGUAGACAUUUUUGGUAAAUCUUUGCCAGUGCCAUUAUAGUAUUUGAGCAAGUUUUGAUCACGGGUGACUUGUAAACAUUAUUUCAGUAAUAUUUGAUCCAGAAUGCCACAAGUAACUACUGAACAUCACUGAAGUGGUCAGACUAAGCCCUCAGCUAAAAGCUGAUGGGAAAUGGCAGCUGUGUAGCACAGAUAGCCACAAGAAAUGAGCACUUGUGGUUGGUGAGACAAGGACUGGGAUGUGGAGAUGGACAGCAAAAGAAGUUGAAAGAUUAGAGGAGCUGCCAGAUAGGAAGAACUGAGAUGGAAGUCAAAGAAGAGAAAGGAAAAGGGGCACUGAGGAAAAAAUUUAAAUUAUUUUUUUUUUUUUAUCCAUGAUAUACACAAAUAUCUUGCACAUGGUACGGUUUUAAGCAUCAGUAUUGUAUCACUACCAAAAUGCAAAUUGUGCUAGGAUUCAUUACACGUUGUGUAAAUCAUUAAUUUGAAGAAUAUGCCUAAUGUUAACACCUUACUAUGGAAGAAGCUGUUUUUGUUUAUCAAUUAAAGAAAAAUGCUAGAAAUAUUUAUGGGCCCUUAAUUAAUUUUGUUGAGUAUAUAUUGAAAAAGAGAAGAAAGAAACCUCGAAGAAAUUAGGAAUAAAAAAAUAAAUAAAAUGAAUCCAACAAAUUGUUAUUGGAAUUCAAGUAGGCAGUACACUGCUUAAUUGUAGCCUCAGGCAUCUCAUAUUGGCAGUGAGACACUUUCAAGCAGCUCACUUCUAUAAAAGUACUAACUAUUACAAUUUAAAUUACUAGUAUUGCAUGAUUAGUGAUUUUUAAUUCUGAACUUGGGUUUUGCUACUUAAUUUUUUGUGAAGCAAUGAGACAUUAUUUUUGCUAAGAAGGCAAAAAAAUGUGUUCCUUGUAUGCGGAAUUCUUUGUAGUCUACAAUGUAUAAUAACCAGAAUAUGCUUGAUAUUAUCCAAUUAUUGCAUAUAAUCAUUUCUGAACAUCCUGAAUUGGAUCCCUUUGGAAAAACAACAGUUUCACUGCUGACAUUUGGAGAACACAGGCUUGUCCAUUUGGAAAUGGCAGAAGAGCGUUCCAUUGCUCUCCUGGUGAUAAUUCCAGGUGAGAAAUGUCAAAUAGGGAGACCUGUUCAACACAUUUAAAAAAAUGAGUAUUGUUACAACACAUGCUAAAGCAAAACAGAUGAAAGCAUGAGUGCUGAAACACUGACUGCUUUCAAUCUUUGAGUGAAUAUAAGGUGAGCAUGAGCAAUUACUCACCUCACAAAAGAGGCCACAAGAACCCAAGUAUUAUUUGAAUCAUGUGCAGCUCCGAAAGAAUGGUUUCCAUUUAUUCAGUUUUAGAAAAUCAUUAUUUUAUAUUUGUCAAACUAAUUCAAGAAAAUGUGAUGGUACUGGUUCAGAAGGACAGUAUAUAUAUAUAUAUAUAUAUAUAUAUAUAUAUAUAUAUAUAUAUAUAUAUAUAAAGUACUGGACACCUUUAAUAUAUUGUUUAAUCUAACAUUCUCGUCAGUUAUUGUUUUCAAAGUGAAUGCAGUUAUACUUUCUUUACAUUGUGUAUGAAGAUCUCUCUUGUUGUUUUUCUGAUUUGUUAUAUAUUAAUAUUACAACUGCUAUUACUUGGAAUUGCUUCUGGUAGUGGUUGCUUGGUUUGGGUUUUAUUAAUAAGACUACAUUCUCAUAAUCUCAGGCCGACCUAAUGAAUUUAAUGGUUCACUGUAACCAUCCCACCAAAAUAAUCUCGCUCACAUUAUGGUAUUUUUUCAUAUUUAAAAAAAGAGAGAAGAAAAACCCCAAAAGAGUUGAAUAAGUAUAUUAGUAAAUAAUACUGCCCACUGACCCAUCCACUGUUCGAAUCAUUUGUUGGGUUAUGAGCAAUCCAAAUUGUUUUCAAGAUGGCCUUUGGUUGCUGUGGAAUACUUUAUAAUGAAUUCCGUAUGUCUGAAUUGUUGAAUAUCCUAUGUUCAUUAGUGUUAUAAAUUUGUCACUUUCCCCUCCAUCAAUUUGAAAUGGUUGACUUAUCUUGCGUUCCAUCAUCAGUUUGAAAUGGAUGACUUGUCUUUCCUUUCCCUCCAUCAAUUUGAAAUGGAUGACUUGUCUUUCAUUUCCCACCAUCAAUUUGAAGUGGAUUUUUGGCACUUUAAAAAUUCAUGUACAUAGAAACACUUUUAUAAGGAUGAACAGAACAAACUGUCAUUUGCUGUUGUAGGUAAAUGGGACAGAAAAGCUUUGUUUAUACUUCAGUUGUAGAAAGUUUUGCAAAAAAAUUUCUCAAGGCAUUGAACAUUGACCAGCAUUGUUACUGGGUUCUAACACUAAUUGUAGGGUGGGACGUAGCCUAAAUGGUAAAGUACUCACUUGAUGCGUGGUCAGUUUGGGAUCAAUCCCUGUCGGUGGGCCCAAUGUUUGACAUCCAAUCAUUAAUAAAUUAAUGUGCUCUAGUGGUGUCAUUAAACAAAACAAACUUUUUGUUUGAGAUUUUAAAUGUUGGUGUUGACUUGUCAGAUCAAUUAUUAGUCCCCUACCGGUCCAACCGGUUUCAUCUCUGUCCUCCUGUCUGUCUGUCUCUCUGUCCCACAUAUAGUUUUCCAGAUGUUUUUUUAUAGAAUACCUUGAGAUAUUGAGCUGAAAUUUGGUGUACUGUUACAGAUUAAGUUUGACUUUCAUGACGAUUUACCAAUUUUUAAUAGCAUUAUGGCCCUUCAUCUUAGGAGAUAUAAAGAUUUGUUUUCCAAACUUGUUUUUUUCAGAAGGCCUUGGGAUAUUUACCUGAAAUACUGUAUAUAGCUUUAUCAUGAACAGUUAGAGAUAAAGUUUGACUUUCGUGACGAUUUACCUAUUUUUGACAGAGUUAUGGCCCUUGAACUUAGGAGAUGUGAAAAAAGUUUUUCCGCACUUUUGUUUUGCAAUGCCUGAAGAUAAAAUACUGAGAUGAAAUUUUGUAUAUAGCUUUAGCAUGUUCUGUUACUGAUCAAGUUUAACGUUCAUGGUGAUUUAACCACUAUUCACAAAGAUAUGACCCUUUUAUUUAGGAGAUACGAAAAAUUGUUGUGCCCUGUAGGGGACAUGUAUUGCUUUAGCAGUACUCUCAGAAUUCUUGUUAGACAUUAUAAUACACUUGGCACCAUUUUGGAUACUUGUACUAAAAAAACCCAUAAAAUUAUGUUCUGUUAGUAUCACAGUAUUCUUUGUCAUGGCCUCAUGCCAAUGGCUGAUUGCAACUGAAAUACAAACCAGGCUUUACUUGGAAUUAAUGACAAUGGUUUUUUUAAAAGUUUGGAUGAUUUGAAGAAUAUUUUUGUAUAGGUACCAAAGAGAAAGACCAAUGAAGUGCUGUUAUUGUUUUGUGUAGGUUUUACUUUUUCUUUUGUUUUAUAAAAUAUUUUCUUUGUUUUGUUUCCUUGUUUUAUCAGAAAGAAUUUUUUUGUGUUUACUUUGAUAUAUUCAUUGUAUUGCUCAAGUUUGCUUGACUUGUAAAUAUAAAUGAUAUGUAGAUUAUUAAUUAAUUAUUUAUUCAUGUAUUCAGUUCAGAUAUAUUCUAUAGACUUGUGAAUAUCUUCAUUUUAAUGUAUGUUUCUGCAAACUAAAAAAGAAUGAAUACAAAAGAAAAUGGCAUAUAGUUUUAUAUGUCUGUUUAUGUCUAACUGAAGUAAAAGCUGUUUUUGGAAGAAAAACUGAAAGUUGGAGGUGUUCAUUUAAAACAUGCCACCAAUGGUAUUAAAAUAAAUAAUUUACAACAUCCCAUGAAAUAUAUUUCUGUAUAUUGUCCACCAUAUUAUGUGAAACACACACACACACACACACACACACACACACACGCGCGCAUGAGACGCAGACUCAGGUGGCACACACACACGUCACACACACACACACACACACACACACCUUCACUCAACACAUACACACAAAAACACACAACACAGACAUACACAUAUACAUGCACAAAAUCCUUCCAAUACUGUACAUAAAAUAAACAUCAAAUAAAAUGAUUCAACAGACCCAAAAGACAUAAACAGAAAUUGGAUGGCAUCCUCCAGUUCCUAUCCUUGUAUCCACCGACCCCCUUCAUCCUCACCCCAGUGGUAAUGCUUCAUCCUCACCCCAGUGGUAAUGCUUCAUCCUCACGCCAGUGGUAAUGCUUCAUCCUCACGCCAGUGGUAAUGCUUCAUCCUCACGCCAGUGGUAAUGCUUCAUCCUCAUCCUAGCGGUGAUGAUUUCUUAGCAAGCUGUAGAUGACUGAGAACCUGUCACCAAGUUUUAGGUAUGGAAUAUUGGUUGCUUUGCAGCCCGUUAUGGCAAGCGUCAUCAUUGAAUGUUAUCUCAGUGUCCUAGGUUGGGGUUUCCAGCACAUCUGUAUCUUGGUUCAUAUCAAUGUGUUACGUUCUAGUGAUAUACUUGUGCAAGAAACAAACAAAAGAAAGGAAAGAAAGCUAUAAUUUUAAAUACUUUAAAUAAUCUCGUAGCUAAGACAUUUUAUAGUGAAUGGAUAAAUACAAAAGUGUAUCAGUUCAGUGUUCUAAGGGUCAAAGAAAGGCUAUGAAGAAUAAUAUAAUAAAACUGAAAAAUGGUUUAAGAAGGUAAGCACAUUAAAGAUAGCAUGAACACGAAUGCCUAUAAUAAAAGAAGAAAAAAUAAAGAAUAUCGAAGAGAGCUGGCGAUGAUUUUGGUUUAAAUGACAAACAGAUGAGAGUUGUAAGCACCAAAUUAUAAAUAGAAGAACCUAGUGACUUAGAUCCAGAGUUUGAUAGAAUGACAUGAACUCCAAUAAGCAGUCCUGUUGCCUGCCCAAUGAGCACAAGAAACCAAUCCAUUUAAAAGCAUCUCAUUGAUGAGUAUAUUUUUAGAGAUAUUUUCGGUAUUCAUUUGUUAUUCACUCGCUACAACAAUUUUCAGUUACUAGAUUAUUCUCAGUACCUAAAGUUAUAAAUUCUGUCUUUCUUUGGUUUGUUCCAUUAGUAUAUCAUUCUUCACAUGUGAAUACGUCCUUUAGAUUGUUUGAUAGUGUCUGAAUUCCCCCGUCUUUUUGUACAAUGUCCCAUCCUGAAAUCUUUUUCACGUUAUUUUGUGUUGUUAUAUUCAUUUAUUGUAUAAUGAACAAAACUGCAUCGGGAUAUUGGUUGAAACUGCAACUUGGAUGAUUGGAUACAACAUAUUGGUCAAAAUUAAUGUGAUUAUAUAGACAGCAACAGAUAACCGUGCCAGUAAAUAUCAUUGUCCAUGAAUUAGGUCACAUUUUGGACAUCAUAUUUGAGAUCAGCAUCCUGGGAAACAUAUGAAAUAGUAUAUUACAAUCCAUAAUAUAUUAAAAAUAAACCAGCCAUUUAGAACUUUUCCAAUAACAAACGUCCUGCUACGUCAUAAAUUCCAUCGGAUUCAGAUUCUAUGGGCAAAAUGGCCAUAGAAACAACUCUGUAAACUCAGCUUUUAAGAAACAAGUUUUAAGUUUGCCCAAUCCUACUUAUAAUGGAGAAGAAAUAUGUCUGAACACCUAUAAACACGUUUGACUACCAUUAAGUUUAGACUGAAAUACAAUGUAUCAGUAAUACAGUAAUAUUAAAGACGCGUUGUUUCAUUGUCCAGGUGACCAAGAGAUGUCGGCGGCUUCAGCUAUAAAUAUCGCCAUUCGAUGGGGGUGAAAAGUAGUGCAUUAUCUUCAGAGUUGUGUCGUUGUAGUGCUACCUUCCUCCACGUCCAACGCUUAUGUACGCAAAAAUAACACUAUUUCUUUUCCACAUUUGUUUAUUUUUCAGUUAUUAGUUAAGUGAACAGCUAUCUUAAGCAUAGCUUAGCUUACUGGGGAUUAAUCUUUUAUGAACAAAUCGUAAUUCAGCGGAAAACCAAUUUCUUUCAGUAGUUCAGUUUAUUAUUCCAUGCAAAUUUAAUUUUCAUAUAAUUAGCAUUUAUAUAACAUUAUGUAUUAUUUGAUGUACAUACAGAUCAAUGCUUGCAUGUAAGAAAUAAAUGGAUAUCUUGUAACAUCCAAAUUAA